Messenger RNA from Anneissia japonica, 1319 nucleotides. RefSeq names its product protein timeless-like. The record is from RefSeq and is a predicted model, not a curated record. The transcript is spliced from 5 exons. NCBI's taxonomy places the organism in Eukaryota, Metazoa, Echinodermata, Crinoidea, Comatulida, Comatulidae. Bases 1 to 522 code for a protein of 173 amino acids.
AUGAGGCCUCAGUUGACAAAAUUGCAAAACUUGUUGCUGGAAAUCUGCUACAUAAAAUUGAACUGUCCAAAGGAUUCUGUUUGCCAGGCAACCACAUUGUUUAGUGUUUUGGAGAACAAGUCGGUACCGUUUAUCUGCUACUCAGAAGAGCUGGAAGAAGCUGUAAAGACUCCAGCCUUUGUAAACCUGGGUCAGAAGUUGGGUGUACACGUGACGGACAGUAGUCGAUACUUCACCCUCAUUCCAAACUUUUGGACAGCACAAAUGUGCUUUGAUACUGCUAAGAAACUUGGUGAUUUGGAUUAUAGUAAACUGCAGUUCGAAACACAGAAUAAUCAGUUGCUCCCUGAACAGCUUGUUGGCGAUGAAACAAGACUUCCGGAUGAUGAAUAUGAUGAAGGCAAUGCUAGCCUCGAUUGUGACCUUAAACAACUAAGUAUUACAGAAAAGUUUAGCAUGACUAUCUCAAACUCUUUGUGGAUGAGGUUGGUUAAAAUGCAGAGUAGCCAGCAGGAUGCCUAACUCAUCAUCUGAAACAAUGUGAAAUAUACUUUACCUACAGAAUAUACAUUUAGAAAUUUUGGCUAGGUCCACCGUAGAACCCUCUGCACCAACAGAUACAUUGUCCCUUAUUCCACCAAAACAGGCAAAAAAAGGAAAGCAAAAAUAACUAAGUUAAAAAUAAAUUUAAAAAAAAAACAAGUUUAGGGCCAGCCUGAAGAAAAAGAGAGACAGAAGGAAAAAAUAGCUAAACCAAAGAAAGAGAGAGAUAGCUUUUGAGGUUAGAUUUAAAGGAUGAGAUGCUUGUAGAAUUUCCGAUUUUUAAAGGGAGUGAGUUAAAGACGAGGGGGCAUUGAAGUUGAAAGAAAGUUUAAAAAGUUCUAAGCAGGGCCUAGGAUAAAGGAUAGCAAAAGCAGUUAACAUGGAUGGCCUGUUUAGCAAUGAAUUAAUGUUUUCCCACAAUAUAGUAUUUGUUAAUGUUAUGUCCUAUCUCAGUAUAAAUUUAAGAAAUGGCACUCAACUAUAGCAGUGUAUGUGUAUAUAGAAUAUAUGUUCACAAAGACCUAUUUAUUUUAUAUGUAUAUUAUAAUAUAAUCUCAUCUUUCAUUAUUAUCAGUAUUAAUAACCACUUAUAUAUUUCAUGUACAUUGUAGUGACUAUUAUACAGUAAUACAUAAAUAACAACUACUACAGUACUUUGUAUUAUUUCAGUGUACUGACAUAUAUGUAAAACCCAAUUUUUAUUUAUAUCGUAAAAAUAUAUAACAACGAAAGUAAAUCUCUUGUUAUUUAGACAAUAAAGAAUAUAUUUCUGUAUA